AUGAACCAACCACCCCGACCUCUUUCCUUCCCGCCUCGACCAACUCUCAGCACACCACCUGCACUGCAGCAGGGAUCGCUCUCGAUGGCAUACGAGGUGAACGCGUCUCCGUCGCCUGCCUAUGCAGACGUGGCGAGCGUGCCGACCAUCGUGGCCCAGCGGCGCAUCACCAACAUUCGCAAGAAGCAGCUCAUCAAGGCGGCUUCGAGGCCGUUCGACGAUCCACCACCACCGCCCAAGCCAGACGAGUGCUGCGGGAGCAGCUGCGAUCCGUGCGUCAAGACUCUGUGGAAGGAAGAGCUUGCGUGCUGGCGCGAACGUUGGGGCAGCGCUGCUCAGGAGCAACCUGCUGGCACGAAGAAACUUGGUUCAGCAGCGGCAGUCGUUGCUGAAGCUACUACGACGAGCAUGCCUGGGGGCUUUGAUUGCUGGGCUACUCUGCAUGCACCUGCAUAUGCACUCCUCCGCACCUCCAUCACUGCUGCCCUUCCACUUACCCCCUCUCAUCACUCCGAACGAAGGAGCGCCAACAUGCCUCGAUAUACUGUUCCGACACUGCUUCCCGUGGCGCUCGACAACGGACAGAUCUACCUCGAGUCGGUGGUGCAGGAUCCGCCGAAUGCGUCUUCGUGUCGCGGCCUCGCCAUCCUUGCGCAUCCGCUCGGUCGUCUCGGCGGAUCGUUGGACGAUCCCGUGAUCACACACCUGGCGUCGCUGCUACUGACGCAUGCACAGCUGCGCGUGGUGCGCUUCAACUCGCGCGGAGUGGGCAAGUCGUCCGGCUCGCCUAGCUGGACGGGCAGCUCCGAGUGCUCCGAUUUCCAGGAUCUCGUGGUGCGCUGCAUCGAUAACUUCUGCCUCGACUUUCCCGAUGCAUCGGCGGCACACAUCGUCAUCGCGGGGUAUUCGGCGGGAAGCCUGUAUGGAAGCACAGUGCGUGUGCCGCCAUCGACGUACGAUCUGAAGCAGUUCAGAGGCGGACCCAAGCCGAGGUACAUUCUACUCAGCUUUCCCGCCGGCGUCACGUGGGCGCUGAGCUUCUUUACAACAAAGACGUAUACGGAAGCGCUCAAGACGUUGCUGACGAGCAGGACGGUGCCCGGGCAAGGGGUGGGGAAGGGUGAGGAAGAGGGUGCGGCACGGGAGGAGUCAACGCCGUCCAACGAUGCAGAGUUGCAGCCGACGGCCAGCCACGUGCUCGCGGUGUAUGGAGACAAGGAUCAGUUUACGGGCAUGGCGACGUACGAGACUUGGACACGCGAGUGCAGCACCAUCGCCGUGUCGGCAUCCACGUUUCAUCAUGAGCGCAUCGAGGGCGCCGACCACUUCUACCGCGGCUCGGGCACGUUGGAUGCGCUCGAUCGAGCCGUCGGAGAGUGGCUCGACUCGCUCACGGACUAA
Molecule: messenger RNA, 1401 nt
Organism: Moesziomyces antarcticus
Lineage: Eukaryota; Fungi; Basidiomycota; Ustilaginomycetes; Ustilaginales; Ustilaginaceae
Product: alpha/beta-hydrolase
Exons: 2
Coding region: 1-1401 (466 amino acids)
Source: RefSeq, a predicted model, not a curated record